CCCGCCUCCCCGCCAGGGGGCGCCGCCUCCACUUCCUGUGUCUGCGCCUGUCACGGGAACCGGGCACGGGUGGACCUCUGCUCGUGGGUGGCUCUCUUGGAGCUCAACUCCCGCUUGUCUCCGCUCGACCGAGUGCUUGGGCAGAGCCCACCGGGUAGGCGCGGGCGAUGGCGCAGUACAAGGGCACCAUGCGCGAGGCCGGCCGCGCCAUGCAACUCCUCAAGAAGCGCGAGAAGCAGCGGGAGCAGAUGGAGGUGCUGAAGCAGCGCAUCGCCGAGGAGACCAUCCUCAAGUCGCAGGUAGAUAAGAAGUUCUCCGCGCACUAUGACGCCGUGGAGGCCGAGCUGAAGUCCAGCACGGUGGGCCUGGUGACCCUGAACGACAUGAAGGCCCGGCAGGAGGCCCUGGUCCGGGAGCGCGAGCGGCAGCUGGCCCAGCGCCAGCAGCAGGAGCAGCAGCGGCUGCAGCAGGAGAGGCUGCGCGAGCAGGAGCAGCGGCGCGAGCGCAAGCGCAAGAUCUCCUGCCUGUCCUUCGCGCUCGACGAUCUCGAUGACCAGGCCGAAGCGGCCGACGCGACCAACGCGGCCGAGGCCAGGCGCCCCGGAAACCUGGGCAAGGACCCCGACGUGGACACCAGCUUCCUGCCAGACCGCGACCGCGAGGAGGAGGAGAACCGGCUCCGGGAGGAGCUGCGCCAGGAGUGGGAGGCGCAGCGCGAGAAGGUGAAGGACGAGGAGAUGGAGGUCACCUUCAGCUACUGGGACGGCUCGGGCCACCGGCGCACGUUGCGCGUGCGCAAGGGCAACACCGUGCAGCAGUUCCUGAAGAAGGCGCUGCAGGGGCUGCGCAAGGACUUCCUGGAGCUGCGCUCCGCCGGCGUGGAGCAGCUCAUGUACAUCAAGGAAGACCUCAUCCUCCCGCACUACCACACCUUCUACGACUUCAUCAUCGCCAGGGCGAGGGGCAAGAGCGGGCCGCUCUUCAGCUUCGACGUGCACGACGACGUGCGGCUGCUCAGCGACGCCACCAUGGAGAAGGAUGAGUCGCACGCCGGCAAGGUGGUGCUGCGGAGCUGGUACGAGAAGAACAAGCACAUCUUCCCCGCCAGCCGCUGGGAGCCCUAUGACCCCGAGAAGAAGUGGGACAAGUACACCAUCCGCUGAUGCCCACCUGCCAGCCUGGAAACCAGGGGAAGGCACUCAUUUCUAUGCCUUGUCACCGUGACCUUGAUUUCUUCCCCCAAGUGUAAUAAAGACAGAGGGUUCUCGUGAUUCACAUUAGUUGUUCUGUUUGCUGAUGUUACUCUUUCAUUGCUUGAGUGGUCUUUUCUGUGUAUUUCAGUGUUGCUACCUGGAUUUGCUGCAUUGCUCUGCUGAGCUGUGUUGAAACCAUGACUGGGCCCACUGUGAGACAGAAAUUAGAAUAGCGGUUAUGAGCAUGGACUUGGGGGCCACGCUGAGUGAGUUUGAUUCCCGACGCAGCUUCCUCCUUGCUGUGUAGUUUUGGGCAAGCUUAUUAAACCCCCGUGCCUCAGUUUAGUCACCUGUAAAAGGAAAUAACACCUACUUCAUAAGAUUGAAGAUCAAGUGAGUUAACAUUUGUAAAAUACUUAGCACUUAAUAAAUGUGUUUUGUGGUUAU
Saimiri boliviensis boliviensis (Bolivian squirrel monkey) is the source of this 1640-nucleotide messenger RNA. It is a transcript of the gene FAM50B, whose product is annotated as family with sequence similarity 50 member B. The record is from RefSeq and is a predicted model, not a curated record. NCBI's taxonomy places the organism in Eukaryota, Metazoa, Chordata, Mammalia, Primates, Cebidae. Gene Ontology annotation, cellular component: nucleus. Gene Ontology annotation, biological process: chromatin organization.